Molecule: messenger RNA, 1235 nt
Organism: Elaeis guineensis (African oil palm)
Lineage: Eukaryota; Viridiplantae; Streptophyta; Magnoliopsida; Arecales; Arecaceae
Product: 26S proteasome non-ATPase regulatory subunit 14 homolog
Molecular function (GO): protein binding; metallopeptidase activity
Source: RefSeq, a predicted model, not a curated record
UCGGAACGGGGUUGGGUCUCCAAUCUCCAUUCCAGCGAAGCAGCAUAGAACGCCCGAGGUUGAGAUGGAGCGGCUGCAUCGCAUCUUCUCGGGGGCGGGAGCGAUGGGGCACCCGCCCACUGACUCCCCGCUGCUCGACUCGUCGGAGCAGGUCUACAUCUCCUCCCUCGCCCUCCUCAAAAUGCUGAAGCACGGGAGGGCUGGGGUUCCGAUGGAGGUGAUGGGGUUGAUGCUGGGGGAGUUCGUGGACGAGUACACGGUGCGGGUGGUGGACGUGUUCGCCAUGCCGCAGAGCGGGACCGGCGUCAGCGUCGAGGCUGUCGAUCAUGUCUUUCAGACCAAUAUGCUCGAUAUGCUCAAGCAGACCGGAAGGCCUGAAAUGGUGGUAGGCUGGUACCACUCUCAUCCAGGCUUUGGUUGUUGGCUUUCUGGGGUCGAUAUAAAUACACAGCAGAGUUUUGAAGCCCUGAAUCCAAGGGCAGUAGCAGUUGUCAUAGAUCCAAUCCAGAGCGUUAAAGGGAAAGUUGUCAUUGAUGCGUUCCGCUUGAUCAAUCCUCAGACCAUGAUGCUAGGCCAAGAACCUCGCCAGACUACUUCCAAUGUUGGGCAUCUGAACAAACCAUCCAUUCAGGCACUUAUCCAUGGUUUGAAUCGGCAUUACUACUCAAUAGCUAUAAAUUAUCGAAAAAAUGAGCUUGAAGAAAAGAUGUUACUAAACCUGCACAAAAAGAAGUGGACUGAUGGAUUGACUUUGCGGAAGUUCGAUACCCAUUCCAAAACUAACGAGCAGACUGUGCAGCAUCGUCUAAUGACCUGUCGUGAUGUUGGGUGUAUGAGCAGGAAAUGCUGAAUUUAGCCAUCAAGUAUAACAAAGCAGUUCAGGAGGAAGAUGAGCUGCCACCAGAGAAGCUGGCGAUUGCAAAUGUUGGAAGGCAAGAUGCAAAGAAGCAUUUGGAAGAGCAUGUCUCGAACUUGAUGUCAUCAAACAUAGUUCAGACUCUGGGGACCAUGCUAGACACAGUUGUGUUCUAACAGGUCUACAUUGCAGAAGACAUGCUUGCUUAACUUUCUUAGUUGAACCGAGUUAGAUCGUCUUUUUCUUUUUUCCAAAAUGAAUCUCAUGCGGACUGGCUUUGAGUGACGAUGAUAUUGUUGUUAACGGGAUAGCUUUCAGGAGCAUGAGGGACCAUAUUUGCGAGUAAGCCCUUAUAUUGAAGUUCUCCAUUCAAAUUUCA